UUAAGGCAGUGGCACACUGCUUCGUAACAAAACCACAAAAAAAAAUAGAAAGAUAUCGUCUUUUUUUUCUUGUGUUUCUUUUAAAGUAGUCGCCACUCCAACCAACGCAUUACUUCGCCAUUUGUGACUCUUUUAGUAGCGAUACGGAAACCAUGUAAAGUGCUAAUUGCUUAAAGUGACGUGCAUCCAUCGUGCAUCAUUAAACAAGUGCGUAAUGUGCAGUGUUCUCUUCAGUGAACCGUGUUAAAUGAACAUUUAACAUGUUUAGAAGUAGAAGCUGGUUCGGGGGAGGCUGGGGCCGCCCGAAAAACCCUCAUUCCCUCGAACGGUUGAAGUAUUUACACAAUAUCCUGUGCAAGAAUACGACGGUGUCUGAGAGUAACCGUGGCACCCUAGUGGAGUCUUUGAGGUGUAUAGCCGAGAUAUUGAUAUGGGGCGACCAGAAUGAUAGUUCAGUUUUCGACUUUUUCUUAGAAAAGAACAUGCUCUCUUACUUCCUCAAGAUAAUGAGACAGAAAUGCGGAGGCUCCUCAUAUGUAUGUGUACAACUACUUCAGACGUUAAACAUACUGUUUGAAAACAUACGGAAUGAAACAUCACUGUAUUACUUGCUGAGCAAUAACCACGUGAACUCGAUAAUAGUGCAUAAGUUCGACUUUUCCGACGAGGAGGUGAUGGCAUACUACAUCUCGUUCCUCAAGACCCUCAGCUUCAAACUGAACAGCCACACAAUACACUUCUUCUAUAAUGAGCACACGAAAGACUUCCCUCUGUACACGGAGGCGAUCAAAUUCUUCAACCACUCAGAAUCUAUGGUGAGGAUCGCCGUGAGGACACUGACACUAAACGUGUACAGGGUACAAGAUGCGAGCAUGCUCCGAUUUAUUAGAGAUAGAACUGCGGCGCCAUACUUUAGUAACCUAGUUUGGUUUAUCGGCAAACACAUACUAGAACUGGACGCGUGCGUGCGAAACGACUCGGACCAUCAGUCCCAACAGAAACUGGACGAUUUAGUCGCCGAGCAUUUAGACCACUUACACUACAUCAACGACAUACUCUGUCUCAACAUUCCUGAUCUCAACGAUGUGUUGACUGAACACCUCUUACAUAAACUUCUUGUGCCUCUAUACAUAUACUCUUUAACAUCUGACUCUGUAAGACGACCGAUCUCCCGUCAAAAUUCGUCACCAUACAACAGAGAUAACUUGCAAACUAUAGAAGUUAUAACAAGAAAUUUAGAGGCUAUCCUUAAAGGUAAAACCACAGAUAUGUCGCCGUCUAGAAUGUCUUUUACUAGACAGAUAAUGGAAUCGGACGAUGAAAUAAAACCAUCUGUGUCCUGUGUAGUAUCACUAUUUCUACUGUCACAAGUGUUUUUAAUAAUCACACACGGCCCGAUAGUACACGCACUAGCAUGGAUAAUACUACAAUCAGAUUUAUCAGUAUUCGAAGAUGGUGCUACUAAGAUAUUAGAAAUGUAUAUCAGUAAUGCUAAAUCGAGCGUCAAGCUAGAGUUUUCAAAGCCGCAACUAAGUUUGGAGAAGGCUUUGGAAAGUUCAGGACAGGAGAGGGAUUAUACGACGCCAGAAUACGGUGGUCCUAAACUGUUUGGUUAUGACACGGAUCAGUCUAGUUGUGAUUUAGAUCCCGAGUUGGUGUCCACUUCGUUACCGUCCACUUCGCAUAUAAGUGAAUCUUCCAGCGUCGCCCACGACUCAACCGAAGAUCUGGUCACGCAGAUAGCUUCAAAGUCUUCCGGUGCUAUGAUUUUAGCUAAGAAGAAUAUGCCUGAUUCGCCUUUGCCAGAUUCUGGUAUUGAGUCAAGCUCUUCAAAAUCCGGCCCUGAACUGAAUAAUAUAACUGAUGAGGAAAAACAAAAGCUGCUCGGUGUUCCUCCUAGCUCUCCUGCGUUACCGUCGACGUCGAUGGAAAAUAUACUUAUUAGAGAGAAUAGAGAGAUUGAAACAAGGCCGUUUUUGAAGACGAUUCUGGAUUCUUUGGACUGUAGUGAGAAUGACUAUAAGGCGCUAUUCGCGCUAUGUUUGCUGUUUGCGUUGAUAAAUAAUAAAGGCGUAAACACGGAACUCCUUGACACGCUACUAUGCCCAGAGCAGAACGAAAAUUCAAAUACAACGACAACUUCAAGCGAACAAUCUGUAGAAAGUUCACAAGAUGGCGCCACUUCCACUCCGUCCAAACGUCCAGUGCAGAGCUACAACGCCCUGCUCAUAUCCAAGCUCACGGCUAUUGUCGCACAGAGCUGUAAACCUACUUCGAAAGUCCGGCUAGUGACACUGGAGCUGAGCGUGACGCUGGUCGGCAUCGCGAUGCUGGGCGCGGGCGGCGCGCCGGGCGCGCGGCACGUGGCCGCCGCCGACGGCCUGCGCGCGCGCGCCGCCGCGCUCGCCAGGAACUUCUACAAGUGCGACGACAUCUUUCUGGACAUGUUCGAAGACGAGUAUUGCGAGAUGAGCAAGCGACCAUUAAACGUAGAGUGGCUCUGCAUGGACGCGGCUAUCCUCCUGCCGCCUACUCGCACACCCAUGUCGGGCAUCGCAUUCGCCAAGCGACUACCGAGCGGAGAGAUGGAACGCGCCAGACGCGCCAUUCGCACAUUCUUCCUCAUACGAGACCUGUACUUGAAGCUGACCGGCAAACCAGAAACCCAACUGCCAUUGGCCAACCCCGCUCCUUUCGUGCAAGUUGGAGACGUCUUGGACCUAAAUGACUCCGACCUGAUAUCCUGUGAUAUAAUCCAAAAGGACGGGACGUGGCACCACAGGUUCCUGGCCGUGGACAACAUACAGAUUAUAUUGGUGGAGCCAGACAAGCAGCGCCUGGGCUGGGGGGUUGCUAAGUUAGUUGGCAGCUUACAGGACUUAGAAAUACAAGGCGACAAAGAAGACCCCCGUUGCCUGCACCUCACCAUACACAAACCGCGAGUGGGCGCCAGCGGAGCGCUACCUCGCACUGUAUUGCUGCGAGCCAAGUUUAAGUUUGACGACCAUAUACGAAGUAUGGCGGCUAAACAGAGGCUCACCAAGGGCCGAACCAAGUCCCGCCAAAAGAAGAUGCAGCAGAUCGGUCGGUUACUCGAGGUGGCCGGCAUGGCGGGCGCGCCCUCGCUGGCGCCGCGCCACCGCCCGCUGUUCGCGCGCCCCGGCGUCACCACCGUGCGCCGCCACGGCAGUGCGGACGGCGAUGACAUAGAGCGUCGUCUCCGCAGGCCCAGCGGACAUAUGCUCAAAGACGGCAUCGUCGUUUACCGCGAAAGGACUACAAGCCGAGAAAGUAGUAUAUCGCGUGGCAGCAGCGGCCACGCGUCCCGCGACGGUUCGCCGCGCUCCCGAUCCGAGGAGAUACCUCUUGAAGACAUCAGGAGGAACGCGGUAGCGGCCACUAUUACCGCCCCCGCUACCGUCACUAUGCAGACCCAACCGAGCACAUCUCAAGCCCAGAAACCACAGAUUUCCUCCGAAGAGACAUCGUUCAUAUCGGGCGAGCCGCGACCCAAACGCAAGGGCAUCGUCGAAACCAUUUGAUAUUAACCUAAACUGAGGUAUGGUUAGAACUAGCGAGGAUUCAACUAGGGAUCAAAUCAUUUUAUUGUUCCUCUGAUCGCCAAAGACCUCAACUGACUUGGUUACAGCCAUAGACUAGGAAUCCUCUAGACCGAGUUUAGAGCAAUUAUUUCAUGAAACCGAUGCUGCCAAAAAUACGGGGUGCGUGGGGGACGAGGUAAGCGAGGUCCCGUGCCGUGAUUGGUCCGUUCAAAGACACGGACGUCACACAAGGACACUUUCGACUCGAGAAUGGAGUAAUAUUACAGUAUGCGUGGCAGAGGGAGUAGAGCUACUAUGCUCAGUUUGGAGGACGUCCUGUCUGUGGUUACAGCCCAAUAUCAACCUUCGUGCUUUUCCGAUAAGGUUCACAAUGCCGCGCCGCCCACGAUAGGCUGUUUAAAGGGUUAAAUAAUUAUUAUGAUUUGUUUCCUAGUUGUAUAGAUGGCAGCACCAUCUCUUUCGCCUCGCUAUACGGCAAUGCCGAAAAGAAAUCGUAUAGAAGGUUCAAACACGUACUUACUGCACGCCCUUGAUCUAAGGCGCCUAGCCUUUCGAAGAUCGCAUAUACUGUUAUCUGGGUGGCGUAGUAGUUUUGACGUCUCGAAUGUGGAAAAUGCUGUAUCGAUGCCAGCCCUGAGCACUGGAGGCCUGGGUCACAUUUUUUCUUUCGCAUAUGACAUCUAUUGCAGUUUAUGCGAGGGUUGUCACUUUACCACAAGCUUGGCACUCAGAGGUAUAGCCUGUCCGAUUCUAAGAUCAAGCUCGCCAUACAUUUAAUAUGGUUUAUUUGAUCUUAGAAUAGCGGACAGACUAUACUCAGAGAAGGAUUUUUAGUAGAUUCCGACGGCGGUAGCACGAUCGCAUUUUUAUCACCUGUCGCCAUGCCUGUCACGUUCUAACAAGUAUGUAAGUGCGAAAGUGAUAGGCGAUAAAAAUGCAACCAUGCUGCCACCGCAGAGGGCCUACC
Cydia fagiglandana is the source of this 4530-nucleotide messenger RNA. It is a transcript of the gene ema, whose product is annotated as protein CLEC16A homolog. Gene Ontology annotation, biological process: endosome to lysosome transport; endosomal transport; regulation of autophagosome maturation. NCBI's taxonomy places the organism in Eukaryota, Metazoa, Arthropoda, Insecta, Lepidoptera, Tortricidae. The coding region runs from base 261 to 3542 and encodes 1093 amino acids. The transcript is spliced from 16 exons. The record is from RefSeq and is a predicted model, not a curated record. Gene Ontology annotation, cellular component: endolysosome membrane; late endosome.